This is a messenger RNA of Triplophysa dalaica, 4261 nucleotides long. RefSeq names its product transforming growth factor, beta 2 (gene tgfb2). Gene Ontology annotation, cellular component: extracellular region. The record is from RefSeq and is a predicted model, not a curated record. The transcript has 7 exons. NCBI's taxonomy places the organism in Eukaryota, Metazoa, Chordata, Actinopteri, Cypriniformes, Nemacheilidae. The coding region runs from base 729 to 1964 and encodes 411 amino acids. Gene Ontology annotation, molecular function: cytokine activity; type II transforming growth factor beta receptor binding; growth factor activity. Gene Ontology annotation, biological process: regulation of cell population proliferation; BMP signaling pathway; transforming growth factor beta receptor signaling pathway.
GGCACUGGGACCACAGUUUUCCACAAGGAGGAAUGGAGGAGCGCGUAAACUGAAGGGGAAAUAACUUUCGUCAGCUCUUACACUAGUGUGUCACAUCAUUCAAUAUUCUUCCCGUUUUUAAACUUAGAUGUGCGUAAGGACGCUGGGUGAAAUCUUAUUUUCUUCAGCACAUACCGGUGCCAAACGCGUUAACCUGUGCGCCAAAAGAGCGGCGAUGCGCCUUGCCGUAGUGAGCGGAGUCUUCGCAUCUUCUCGUAUACAGUGAGAGUGGACGAGUGAAAGGCGCGAUUGUGCGGGGGUUUGGAGUGAGAUUGCUGCGUUCUGAUGCGGCGAAGGUGCGCGCAAAAACCCCGCAGGCUACGCGUCUGUCAUCUGCAGUGCUUUGAAAAACUCUUGUUAGAGCAUUUGGCCACAUCGAUGGCUGUUUUGCUGUCCCAUGAGUUUGUACUUGUUGAAGAUGAACUUGCACUCACAACUUUAGUGAUUUUGUAAUGAAGAUCUUGUUUUUUCACCCGCACAUCAGGGAUUUGACACAUCAUUUCAUGCUGUCACAUUUGCCGGAGUUGCAGGUACGAUAAAAAGUCACAUUUGUAUUUGAUGAUAGCGCGCAUAAGCCGAACGUUGUGCCAUUAACUAUAUUUUAUUGAAAUGAUUGGGGCUUCUACUUAACUUAAUUCACAGAAUAUUUUUUUUAAAAGUCACUUCUGGUACUGAAACAAAAGCACAAAAUGAACCUGUACAUCUUGAGUCUUUUUCUGACCUUGGAUUUAGCCACGGUGGCCGUCAGUUUAUCCACAUGCAGCACUCUGGACAUGGAUCAGUUCAAAAAGAAGCGGAUCGAGGCCAUCCGUGGUCAGAUACUCAGUAAACUAAAGUUAAACAGUCCUCCCGAGAGCUAUCCCGAACCCGAGGAGGUGUCCAGGGACAUCAUCGCCAUCUAUAACAGCACACGGGACCUGCUGCUGGAAAAAGCCAACGAGCGCGCGGCCACCUGCGAGAGACAGCGCAGUGAAGAGGAGUACUACGCCAAAGAAAUUCACAAGAUAGACAUGCAACCACCCUUCUAUCCUGCCGAGAAUGUCAUCACUCCAACACAUUACAAUCUGUACUUCCGGAGGCUAAUGUUUGAUGUGAGCUCUAUGGAGAAGAAUGCCUCAAACCUGGUGAAGGCAGAGCUCAGGAUCUUCAGGCUGCAGAACUCAAAGGCUCGUGUGUCUGAACAGCGGAUAGAGCUUUAUCAGAUUUUAGGUCAUAAAGACCUCACCUCACCCACGCAGCGAUACAUCGACAGCAAGGUGGUGCGCACCCGAAGGGAGGGGGAGUGGCUUUCUUUCGAUGUGACGGAAGCAGUCAGCGAGUGGCUACUACACAGAAACAGAAACAAUGGAUUCAAGAUCAGCCUGCACUGUCCCUGCUGCACAUUUGUGCCGUCAAAUAAUUACAUCAUCCCCAACAAGAGCGAAGAGCUGGAGACACGCUUUGCAGGUAUAGAUGACAGCAUAUUGCACGGAUCGGAUCUGAAGUAUAAGAGGCGCCGUAACAGUGGCCAGUCUCCACACCUUCUCCUGAUGUUACUUCCAUCAUACCGUCUGGAGUCCCAGCACAAGAGCCACAGACAGAAACGAGCUCUUGAUGCAGCCUUCUGCUCCAGGAACGUGCAGGAUAACUGCUGUUUACGCUCUCUCUACAUCGAUUUCAGGAACGAUCUGGGCUGGAAGUGGAUCCACGAACCGAAAGGUUAUAACGCCAACUUCUGUGCAGGGGCCUGUCCGUAUCUGUGGAGCGCAGAUACUCAGCACAGCAAGGUUCUCGGCCUCUAUAACACCAUUAAUCCAGAUGCCUCUGCGUCUCCAUGCUGUGUGUCUCAGGAUCUGGAACCCCUCACGAUCCUUUACUUCAUCGGCAAAACUCCCAAAAUCGAGCAGCUCUCCAACAUGAUUGUCAAGUCCUGCAAGUGCAGCUAGGAACGGAUCACCUCCAUUAUCACCAACACACAUUCACACACACAAAAACCCGCAAUAAGACACACAGACAUGCUGUGGGCGGACUGUCAAGGUACAACAGAAUAAUGUUCCUAUGACAAGUACACACCCUCAAAAACACUCAGAAACCAAUAUGAUACAUUGUGUGUGUUGUGUGUGGAUUUGCAUACUUGUGCUGGAAACAGGCCCUAACGGCAUGUGUCACAUCACACACUCAUCAGUCUAUGGAUGUGAGUUUGGCAAACACUGGAAGUAUGUGAUAGGUAUCUAUAUGUGAAGCAAGGGGAAGAGAAAAUCCCUUGUUCCAACAUUUAUUUCAAACAAAUACUUCUUUCUGUUAUUUUGGCAUUGUUGUUAUUGUCAUUGUUGAUUUUGUUUCCCUCAAGAAUAAAGAUCUUUUUGUUAAUAUUUAAACCCAUGAUUUUAUUACCAGAUGUAGUGACCAACCUCGGUGACUAGGUGUCCAAUAUAGUUCACCUCUACUGGCAAUGAGCAAAAAACGUCUGGAAAAAAUUUGUGGCAAACUGUUUGGUUCGCUGCAUAUUUACCACAAAUGAAGUUCAAGAUGGCCACAAGUUUUUGCAGGGGGUUGGAGCUGGGGUAGAACAGCAAGGCCUGUUAUUUAGAGCAACCAAGGAAGUUUUGUUUAUUGUAAAACAGCCCUUUAGGACAGUACCUAAGUAUGCAAAAAACACGGGCUUGGCCAAUGAGUCCCAUUCUUCUUUAGUGGUAGCAAACCUUACUUCUCAGCAGGGCGAUAUAGGUACCUUAAAAAGUCUGAGCUUUAAACUGCAUGUUUUACUUGAGUUAAACAUGUCUACAGUCAACUAAUUCAAACUGACUUGCUCAGCAACAGUCUCUUUAAGCUCCGUCACCAGAGAAUCUCACCUACAUGCAAAAAAUUACUGCAAAAAGAAGUUUACGCUAUAGUGCCACUUGCAGUAACGUUACGAAUGCAAACCUCAGAAUAAUUUAAAUCUGAACUUAUCUUUCACAGUGGAACUGAUCUUGCAGGCCAGUUGUGAGUGCAACACUGGGAGAAAGCAGCAGAUCUUGAAUAACGUUGUGAGACUUUAUAGUACAUAUGUUUUAAAAUACAGAAAGUGCUUGGAGACUGUUAUAAUGCUCCUCUCCAAAACUUAUUCUAAAAAUGAUCAUAUUCCAGGAUCAAUUAAAAUGCAAAUCUCACCUUUUACCUCUUACGCUUUCUGCAGGCACAAACAGCACAACGUUCAUAAAAAAGGUGCAUACUUUAAUGGCUAAUUUAUUUAGAAUGGAGACUUGGGGCCAGUUGCAUAAACAAAGUCACUAAAUUGAGACAGUGGAUUAGCAACUUGUCUCACUUACUAGCAAUAAAUUAGGACUAACUAGUCUUACUUUUCAGAUUUUAAUAAAACCAAUCUACCUUUUUAUGUAACUGAUUUGAAGAAGUUAUGACCCACUUUUUUUGAUGAAUAACACAUAAGACUAGUCUACUCAGUUUGUGCAACCGGCCCAUGCUGAUCUUGAUGCAGAUUUGAUCAUUAGUUGCUUAUCACCGUGACAGUACAGGUGCAGGGUGUGAUGAAGGAGGUGGUGUCAUGAGACAGAUUAAGAGGCUGGGGUCAAAACAGGUAAUUCACAUUGAUGCAUGAAAUGAGGUAGUUGAUGAAUCUGAGAUGAUGCAAAGAUGAUUGUGAAAGGUAGAUAUUGAAGAAUGUGAAGACAUAAAAGAGACUUAGAGUAAGUGUAAAUCAUGAGGGAUGGGUAACCCGGGUGUGUCCUGUUGCAGCAGCUUCACAAAUGCACUGCAACAGCCACAAAUGCUCACGUACACCUCUCAAGGCGUCUUUCUGAAUUUGUGAUUUUGAUUGCUCUCAUUGGAAAAGAAAUCGUAUAUUACAAAUAAUUGCACUGAAUAUUUUAUUUCUACCUUUUUUAUUUGUAACUAUUGUUUGUUGUUUUUAUUCGUAGUUAUAGCUUCACCCAAUGUAUCAUGAGCUGUGAUGUGAAUGGCAUACAGGUGAAGGUUCCUCUUAUUCUAAUCAAUUUAAAAGAGCAACCUUCACCAAUGCCCAGGAUUUUUGGUGACACUUAUUUUAUUUUACAAGGGCAAGAAAGCCAGUGGACUUCCUGGAAAUACAGGAAGUGGAAGGAGACACCAUCAUUAUCGCACCAGAGCUGUUUAUUGUUAAUGUUGUCUAUGAUGAUGUUGAUAUUGUUGACCCACUAUGAUGUAUUGUAACACAUUACUGUUGUGGUGCUCUAGUGGUAAAUAAAUUAUUUAAGUGACAAAGGGA